This is a messenger RNA of Maylandia zebra (zebra mbuna), 3578 nucleotides long. It is a transcript of the gene sestd1, whose product is annotated as SEC14 and spectrin domains 1. The record is from RefSeq and is a predicted model, not a curated record. Lineage: Eukaryota; Metazoa; Chordata; Actinopteri; Cichliformes; Cichlidae. Gene Ontology annotation, molecular function: phosphatidylinositol-3,5-bisphosphate binding; phosphatidylinositol-4,5-bisphosphate binding; phosphatidylinositol-4-phosphate binding.
GUCGCGUUCUUCGAUUUGGCUACACUGAGGCUGCGCACAACAGCCAGCUCCAACGCCUGCCUUGUGAGUGUGUUUGGAGUAGGACUGCAGCGGUGUUGAAAGCGUACUGUGAGCUCGUUGAGCUCCUCGGUGUUUUUCAUGGAGAACAGAUUCACUAUCUGCUGAUAAAUCCGCCCGAGAGGACACAGAAGAGGAGGAGUAGGGAAGAGAGAGGAAGAAGGGAAAAACUGCAGAGGAGAAGAAGCGACAGAGGAGAAGAGGAGGGGGGACUAGGAGGAGGAAAAAAUCGGGACAGGGAAAAAUGCCGCAGAUUUGACUGAAAAGAUGUCUGCUGUCACAAUGGAAGCGACCACCAUCCUCCCCAUUCUCAAGAAGAAGCUGGCCUUCUUGUCAGGGGGUAAAGACCGGCGCAGUGGUCUGAUUCUGAACAUCCCUCUCAGUUCAGAUCAGACCAGCAUGGAGGAGCUUAGCGCCACGCUGGACUACCUGCUUAGCAUCCCAAGUGAGAAGUGUAAGGCUCGAGGUUUCACUGUUAUCGUGGAUGGACGGAAGUCUCAGUGGAACACCGUGAAGACUGUGGUGCUCAUGUUGCAGAAUGUGAUCCCACCUGAAGUGUCGUUGGUCUGCGUGGUGAAGCCAGAUGAAUUCUGGGAUAAGAAGGUGACACACUUCUGCUUCUGGAAGGAGAAAGACCGUCUGGGCUUUGAGGUGAUCCUGGUUUCAGCCAAUAAGCUGACUCGUUACAUUGAACCGUGUCAGCUGACGGAUGAUUUCGGAGGAAGUCUGGACUAUGACCACAGCGACUGGCUCAACAAGAGACUGGUUUUUGAGAAGUUCACGAAGGAGUCUACGUCACUGCUGGACGAGCUGUCGAUCAUCAAUGAUGCUGAUAAAAGCAGCUCAAUGGACAAGGACAAAUCUGCCGACUGUGCCCUCUUGCCAUCGUUUGACCCUGAGACUGUCCUUCAGACUGGUCAUGAGUUGCUGUCGGAGCUGCAGCAGCGACGUUUCAACGGCUCAGAGGGAGGAGGAGGAGGACAGGGAGGUCCAGCCUGGUGUCCAAUGGAAGAGGAGCUGCUGGCUCAGCCUCAGGUGAUGAAGCUGCUGGACUCCCUCAGAGAGCAGUACACCAGAUACCAGGAGCUCUGCAGGCAGCGAAACAAACGCACCCAGCUUGAUGAGAUCCACGCCAAAGUCAUGCAGGUGGUCACCUGGCUGCAGGGUCCGGGUUCAGAGCUGCUGAAGACUCAGCAAACGAUCGGGGACUCGAUUCGAUCAGCUCAGGCUCUGCAACAAAAACACGAGGAGAUCGAGAGCCAGCACAGUGAGUGGUUUGCUGUUUAUGUGGAGUUGAACCAGCAGAUUGCUGCCUUGCUCAGCACCGGAGAGGAGGAGGAAGUGGCCGAGCUGAAGGCACUGCAGCAGCAGCUGAGCGACGUCUGCUACCGCCAGGCGGCUCAGCUGGAGAGCCGACAGAACGUCCUGCAGGCAGCACAGGGCUUUCACAGCACCACGCAGGAGUUGUCUCAGCAGUUGGACGGUCUGCUGGGCAUGCUCUGCGCUGAUGUGGCUCCAGCUGAUGGAGCGGCUAUUCAACAAAACCUCAAACUGCUGGAGGAGAAGCUGCAGACUGUUGAGGCAGGUCUUACCUCGCUGCGACAGAAGGGGGCGUUGUUGCUGGAGCAGACGUGCAGCCAGCCGUCCUGGCCUCUGGAGGAAACGGAGAGUCCAACCACAGAACAGCAGGACAGCGUUCAACACAUCCAGUCUGUGAUGGAGGACAUGCAGCUUCGCAAGCAGAGAUGUGAGGACAUGGUGGACGUAAGGAGGCUGAAGAUGCUACAGAUGGUCCAACUGUUUAAAUGUGAAGAAGACGCUUUGCAGGCAGUGGAGUGGCUCAGUGAGUUGUUGGACGCCUUGUUGAAGACUCACGUCAGACUGGGAGACGACUCUCAGGAGACCAGGACCAUGCUGGACAAACACAGGAAGUUUGUGGAUGUCGCUCAGAGCACCUACGAUUAUGGCCGCCAACUGCUGCAGGCCACCGUCGUCCUCUGUCAGUCUCUGCGCUGUACGACGCGCUCGUCCGGAGACACUCUGCCUCGCCUCAACAGAGUCUGGAAACAGUUCAGCGUCAGCGCCGAGGAGCGACAGCAGAGACUGGAGCUGGCUCUCAACUUCCACACUGCCGCUGAGAGGGUGUUACAGCAGGAACGUGUGGAGGCGGAGUCUUUAGAUGAAGUCGACUCUUUGGGCAAAACUCUGCUGGACAGACUGACCAUGCCUGUGAUCUUCCCUGAUGGGAGCGAGCAGUUCUUUGGGAGUCCCACUGACACGGCGGCAGCAGCAGAGGGUGUCAGAGAGCGCCUCCUGUUGGUGGAAGAGCGGCGGCUGCAACUGCAGGAGGCGAGGCUGCACAAUGAUGGGGAUGAGAGGGAGGAAGAAGUGUUGAAUGGGCAAGAUGCAAGACUAGAUGUAAUUGGAGAAGAACUUAGUGAGAAAGAAGACCAAGAUGAAGAGGAGGAGGAUGUAGGGCAGCAGGAUGAAGAUUUGGAGAGGGCUACACAGGAUUGCUAAUGGAUCGCUGACGAUGUUAAACCAAGCAGCCUUAAUGAAGCCUGUCAGCGAAGGGCUGCUGAUUUCUACAGACCUCUCGUGUUCUCGCCUAGGGCAGGAUCGCCUUCUGUCGGCUGCUUCUCUUACUGCAGCGGCUUUUCCCUACAUUAAGACUACACUGCACCAUCAGCAUCACUGCAUAACACUUCCUGCAAGAGGAUAAACAUGUUGGACACCUUUCCUCCAUCUGGUUCUGGAAGAUCAGGCAUAACAAAUGUAAAAUACUGGAAUUGUUUACUGGAAUGUCUCCUUUGAUGAUAAUCAACUGUAAAAUAAUCCAUUUCAGGUGAGAAUAGUCCCAGCUUGUAUCUAACUGCUUCCUCCUCCUCAAUUCCUACAGUAGACAGAGCUUCUAUGGUGCUUCCUGUUGGUCUCAUUCCUGCAUCAACAGUCCUGAUACUUUAGUACUUUAGUACAAACAGGCUGGAAAAAAAGCUUCUGUCCAGCUUUCUGGAACUCGAGGAAAUGUUUAAAGUUCAAAAAGGCAUCAGGAACAAAUUUCAUUCGGUGUAAAGUAAAAGGUUUGUACUCGUUGGAAUUUGUUUUAAAGUCUGCCUGAAGUUUAAAAUUUUCUCUACAUUAAUCACCUUAUUCCUAGCCUCAUGUUAGCGGCGUGCUACACGUGUCAUUCCUUUUUUCCAGCAAUAAAAACUCUUAUAAUAAUGAAUAAUGCAGGAAUACAGCCUGUUACACCUUAAACAGUAGAUCAUAUAUAGAAUAAGGACACCUGCCUUCUGCUACCAAGGGUUCACAGAAAGUGGCAUCAGAGUAGUAAACUGCGUUAACUAAUACUCAGAUAAAUUAUGCUAAGUGAAAAUGGCUUUUAGGCUCUUAUUUGGAUGAACUUCUUUCUGCUUUAACAUAAAAAAACAAAAGCAAAAGUCCAACUUUAUUUUCUUGGACACAGGAAAAAACAACUUUGACCUGCAAGAGCAGGGCUUCACAGACAGAGAUUAGCAUAG